GUUUCAAAUUCAUGGUUUGUCAAAAUGACACUGAUAACAUAAAAAAUAACCUAUCUAAAUUGGGUAUGCACUAAGACCUAUGGUUUAAAUUUAUAUAUAUUAGAAAUACCAUUGUUUUAUCUCAAAAAUGCUCUUAGGACAAUGUCGAAGCGUAAUAGGAAUAUUGCGCCCAGAAUUAAUGCAAUUGGCGUUAACUUCAGGAAUAAAGUAUUUCCCACCCCCUAAAAACUACGAUGAUAUUGUAAUUCCAGAACGGCCUAGACUCAGGGUUUUUGAUAAAGUUCCUCUGUAUCCACCAAAUUUAAAACCACCUAAAAUGCAAAAGCGUCUUAGAUACAUGAGAGGACCAGAAACUGUACACAAUACAUUACAAUUGAAACAGUAUGGUGUUGUUGCCACUGGAGGUGGGAGGUUGAGACAUGAGCAUUUUGAAAUGGUACGUCUUCAAGUAGCAAGGAGGUUAGAUAUGAAAAGAAUGUUUGCCAUAUGGAGGGUAGAUCCACCGUGGCAGCCAGUGACCAAAAAAGGUCAAGGUCAACGGAUGGGUGGAGGAAAAGGGGCAAUUGACCAUUAUGUCACACCAAUUAAGGCAGAUAGGAUAAUAUUUGAAAUCGGCGGCAAAUGUGAAUACGCUGAGGUACAUGAUAUGCUAAGAAUAAUAGCAGAAAGAUUACCAUUUAAGGCAGAACCAAUAUCACAGGAGCUUUUAGAGAAAAAAGCAGCAUCUGAAAAAUGGUGUGAAGAAAAUAACAGUAAUAAGUUUACUUUGAAAUAUGUCAUCCAGAACAACAUGGGCGGAUGUCACAGAUUCCUAUCAAAAUACGAUCACAAGUGGUACGGAAAAUACUUCUAAAUGAGUAUUUCUAUAUUAAAAUUAUUAAAUUAUAAGAUCAUUAUGUAAUAAAGUAGUUGAUAAAAUUGA
Danaus plexippus (monarch butterfly) is the source of this 922-nucleotide messenger RNA. RefSeq names its product large ribosomal subunit protein uL16m (gene mRpL16). The transcript has 5 exons. Gene Ontology annotation, cellular component: mitochondrial large ribosomal subunit; ribosome. Gene Ontology annotation, biological process: mitochondrial translation. Gene Ontology annotation, molecular function: rRNA binding; structural constituent of ribosome. The record is from RefSeq and is a predicted model, not a curated record. The coding region runs from base 128 to 853 and encodes 241 amino acids. Lineage: Eukaryota; Metazoa; Arthropoda; Insecta; Lepidoptera; Nymphalidae.